ACGUGACAGUCGCGCAUGCGCACUCACACUGUUGUAACUGGAAAUAUUCAAUAAUCUGGGAGCAGUUUGCACAGGAGCACGAGCCUGUGUGCUGCAUUAGAGUACAGUGACAGCCAUGAGCUUCUUUGGUUUCGGGCAAAGUGCGGACAUCGAUAUAGUUCUGAAUGACGCCGAAACGAGAAAGAAAGCUGAGCACAAAACCGAAGACGGCAGGAAGGACAAAUACUUUCUCUUCUACGAUGGGGAAACGGUGUCGGGGAAAGUCAACGUGACGCUGAAGUACCCGGGGAAGAGGCUCGAGCACAACGGCAUCAAGAUUGAGUUUGUCGGCCAGAUAGAGCUGUACUACGACAGAGGGAACCACCAUGAGUUUGUGUCUCUGGUGAAGGACUUGGCGCGGCCCGGGGAGCUCACUCAGUCACAGACGUUUGACUUUGAGUUCACACAUGUGGAGAAACCCUACGAGUCUUACACCGGUCAGAACGUCAAAUUACGUUACUUCCUGAGGGCCACAGUGAGCCGGAGGCUGAAUGACAUCAGCAAAGAGCUGGAAAUCGUGGUGCACACACUCAGCUCAUACCCCGAGCUCAACUCCUCCAUCAAGAUGGAAGUGGGGAUCGAGGACUGUCUACACAUAGAGUUUGAGUACAAUAAAUCCAAGUAUCACCUUAAAGAUGUGAUUGUAGGGAAGAUUUACUUUCUGCUGGUGAGGAUUAAGAUCAAACAUAUGGAGAUUGACAUCAUCAAGCGGGAGACAACCGGCACAGGUCCUAACGUGUACCACGAGAACGACACCAUAGCAAAGUAUGAGAUCAUGGACGGGGCACCAGUCAGAGGAGAGUCCAUCCCCAUCAGGCUGUUCCUCGCAGGCUAUGAGAUGACGCCGAGCAUGAGGGACAUCAACAAGAAGUACUCGGUGCGGUACUACCUCAACCUGGUCCUCAUCGAUGAGGAGGAGAGACGCUACUUCAAACAGCAGGAGAUCACCCUGUGGAGGAAGGGCGACAUCGUGAGGAAGAGUAUGUCUCACCAAGCCAUCAUGGCCUCGCAGCGCUUCGAAGGCUCCUCUCAUCCAGAGAAGACCCCGACCCAGAGCCAAGAAGAGGACGGCUAAAGCCCAGCAUGCACCUCACCCUCCUGUAGUGAGUGUCUGAGCAAACAGGGCAGGAAUUUCCAGCAAAUUCUGAAUGUAAAUAUCAUUUGUUUGCAUUGAGAUUGCUGCAGUGUGAGAGAGGCUUUAAAUAUAGCUGUGUGUUUCAAGGGAGCAAACAGUCUGACUCAGAAUGCAGUUGUGAGUUAUUCUGUUUGUUUUAACCACCUUGAAGUACCGGUUUGGUGGAGUUUAGUCUAUUAAGACUGAAUAGAUGAAACUGCACAAAAUUGACUUUAAAGUGCUUAAUUAAAAUGUAAUGGUGUAUAUUGUACAGUGAGACAAACGCACCCAUUACAUGCACUAAAAUAUGAUUAGCAAAUUCAGUUGGAUCAAUAUCUUGAAUUGACAUGUAUGACUACAGGUUGAGAACAACCACUCCCUUCAAACUCUCACUCUGCUAGGCUAAGAAAACUGGAGCGAUACAGUGGACCUCGUUAAAGUGGGUAAACAGACGUUCCACUACGUUUCUCCUCAAAGGAAUGGGACGUUCUGGAAUGCAUUCAUCUUUGAUUAUGUUGCUGCCAAGUCCUCAGCUGAGAAAAUCCCCUUUCUUUAGUUUUUCAUUCUAGAAAAUAAGCAACGACCCUGAUCAAAGAAAAACAAGUAUAUAUAAUGGUAUAAGACUUUUAACAUUCUCUAAAUUAAAUGAAUUCCAUUCACGUGUUUGUAUAGGACGAUGCUCAAAAUAUUUUCAUACAUUCCAAGGAGUAUCUAUUUUUUAAGAGAAAAUCAUUUUAUUUUCAACAGCUUUUUAAUGUUGGAUGUAUCUUGCCGUCUGGCGCUGCGGAACACAGACGUGGCGUUUGUUAGUGCUGUGGGACUCUCUUCCGUCACUAUGAUCUCCUCUUACAGUUUGCAGCCUGCUUUCUGAUUUGCACUAUGAACUCAUUCUGCUUCUUUCUGCUUUCAGUGCUCUUUAGAAACUGGACUUUAUGGCAAAAUGAAAAUCACAUCACUUCAAAUCAAAUAUGGAAGGUUUUUCUCCUGUGUGUCUGUGUCGUAGUUAGCUGCUGGGUGCCUAAGGAUCUAUUGCCUACACGUGUGGGUGCUUUACUAGAAAGCUGCACGCCCUUUCCCCCUCUCAAACUGUGCUCAUCCCUUUAGUUCCUACAGUCACUUAUCAUAACACAGGUUUAUUUGUUGUUUCUAGUCUGGGAGAGUCAAUCAUUGAACCCCUGUGACAUUAUUCUUUUAAAUGUAAUUACCUUUUCUUAAAAAGAUUGUCUUCAUUCUUAAAAAGAGCACACAUGUGAGUAGUAAAUGUGACAUGCUGUGCAACCUGGCCAAAUCCUCUAUUUUAUAAACGUCUCCAGACUGCUGUUCGGGUAAACAAAAUGUUCUGGCCGAGGAGGAGAGAAAAAUACAUUCUAAAUAAUAUUUCGGAGCAAAAAAAACCAAAACGUUCCCUUGCUUGUUUCUUAACUCAAUCCUGAUUUCAAGCUGAUUGUUAGCGGAUCAGAGGUUUUAAACUUGAGUCACACGUUUAAAGUUGGAGCAGCUUAGAUGAUUGCAUAAUUCCUGGUCAACCAAUCAAAUGGAGCUUUCUGUUUGCUGAGCGUCAGCUGCUCUCUUUUCGAUGCAGAACUUACAGUUGGUACAUUGGAUGUUUGGGUGAAUACACACAAGAGGACCAUCAAAUGAGUCCGAUGUUCGCGUAAGAAGGACGGCAACAAUCCCAUCAACUUCUGUCUGACAACAUGUUUUGGGAUGUAAGGUAAAUCCCUAUACUAACAAUAAAGAUCCACUGUCUUUCUCCCAUACUGAAUACAUUCUGCAUUGUUUCCCCGCCUGACUCUUCAUGCUUCAUUCUGGCUGUUACCUGCAGUCAUACAAUAGCACUUCACUGAAAUCUGUUGAUUACAAUUCAGAAAAACAAAACGUGUUUGGUGUGUGAUUUUAAUUGUUGCCGUACUGGUACAGUGACACAGUAGCUAAACUAACCCAGUUUGUAAUAGAGAGUAGACCCAGAUAUAAAUAGCAAAGAUUUAUAAAAUGUAAAGUAUAAAUGCACAAUGUAAAUGCAAUUUUAUUCUUUGUUUUUUUUCCUUGUCAUAUAUUAUCUCCCUGUCUAUAAAUGUUGAUUUGAUGAUUUUAUAUUCCUGUUUUACUUUAAAUUAAAAAGGGAGUAACUGAAAAAGGCAUCUUCUCUGUGUUUAUGAUAUUUUCUGCUAUUCCUGAUAAACACAUGUAUUGUACAGACAACAUGAAUACAUUCAAACUGAGACCUGAACUGACUCUCUCACUAACAUGACCUCGAGGCUGUGGUUAUGCUUUAACAUAUUGUUCCUUAAGCCCACACAAAUGUAGACAUGCAAUAUCGUCAAACAUAGUUGUUGCACUUGAAAGAGUUGGGAUUUUUAUAAGCUGAAGAGCUUUUUGAUGGCUUCCAUCCAAGAAAUUGGACCGAAAUUGGACCGAAUUUGAGAAGUCCCCCUGACUUCUCAAAUUCGGUCCAAUUUCUUGGAAUUAUGUGUUUUUUUACAAUACAGAAUCGGUCAUUAAAUGCAUGGUGAUUGUCCUCAGUAAAUGUCAUAUUGAUGGUGGCAGUGUGUAACCCAAGUGUUAGUCUGCCUGUGUGGAACAGAUGUGCUCACUAGAGGGCAGGUUUGGAUCAAUUUUCUUUAUGAACUAGAUUAUGUGGGGAAAAAGGUAAUAAUUAGUUUAAGUAAAGCCUAUUGUUAACCUGCCAUAAUUAAAGGGUCUAAAAGUGUUUUUUAGACAUGUGUACUAAGUGAUAACCAGCAAUUACAAUGUGUUCAAUGAGAAGAGGUAAAGUCAUUGGGCAGCAGUGUUGCUCCUGAGUCCCAGCUAUUUCUUUUAGCAGUGUGCAGACAGUUCAAUCUUUUCAAUGACUCAUCCCUCUGUUAAACAGGCAGUUAGCUAGCAGCUGAAUAGAUUCCACAGAGAUGACAUCGUGACAUGAUCUAUGAUGAAUGUGCCUUCUCGAUAUUUAGCAACAAUGUCUUAUCUGUAAAAUAGUGCUUGUUAAUAAAGAAAUGUUCCUGGAUGAA
Gymnodraco acuticeps is the source of this 4164-nucleotide messenger RNA. Its product is annotated as vacuolar protein sorting-associated protein 26B-like. The transcript has 6 exons. Gene Ontology annotation, cellular component: endosome; retromer complex. The record is from RefSeq and is a predicted model, not a curated record. Lineage: Eukaryota; Metazoa; Chordata; Actinopteri; Perciformes; Bathydraconidae. Bases 116 to 1114 code for a protein of 332 amino acids. Gene Ontology annotation, biological process: retrograde transport, endosome to Golgi; intracellular protein transport.